Molecule: messenger RNA, 1912 nt
Organism: Microtus ochrogaster (prairie vole)
Lineage: Eukaryota; Metazoa; Chordata; Mammalia; Rodentia; Cricetidae
Gene: Wnt7b
Product: Wnt family member 7B
Biological process (GO): multicellular organism development; canonical Wnt signaling pathway; neuron differentiation
Cellular component (GO): extracellular region
Molecular function (GO): cytokine activity; frizzled binding
Source: RefSeq, a predicted model, not a curated record
CUGGUCAACCUCCCCUUAAGAAAGAAAAAAAACCCGCCCGCGGAGGAGGCGGAUGUAGGGGCAGCCUGUCCAAUGGCAGCUGCUCGCUUCGGGAGACUUGGAGACUUGAGCCAGUGUGAGCGACAGAGCCCGUUCGCACAGACAGACGGACAGAGGACCAGACAGCCGCUAAGGAGCGCCCACUGUCCCCCGCCGGGCCCCCGCCCCGAACUCCAGCCUCAGCGCCCGCUGCUGCCACAGAAACAGCACGAUGCGCGGUCCUGGCGUCGAGACACGGGCGACCGCUGUCCCCCGGUCCCCGAGCCCUGGCCCCUAGCGCCCAGCGCUGCUGCCCUGCAUUAGGGAGGGCCGCGGAGACCCUAGCCUCGGUUGGCGCAGGAGCCCUGCGGGUGGGGCCUGUCCAGCCCAGCCAGGCGCGCCGGCCCAUCAUGCUCCUCCUGUCGCCGCGCAGCGCGCUGGUCUCCGUCUAUUGCCCGCAGAUCUUUCUCCUUCUGUCCAGCGGCAGCUACCUAGCACUGUCGUCCGUGGUGGCCCUGGGAGCCAACAUCAUCUGCAACAAGAUUCCUGGCCUGGCCCCACGGCAGCGUGCCAUCUGCCAGAGCCGACCUGAUGCCAUCAUUGUGAUCGGGGAGGGGGCGCAGAUGGGCAUCAAUGAAUGCCAGCACCAGUUCCGAUUCGGCCGCUGGAACUGCUCCGCCCUGGGCGAGAAGACCGUCUUCGGGCAAGAGCUCCGAGUAGGGAGUCGUGAGGCCGCCUUCACAUAUGCCAUCACUGCGGCAGGCGUGGCCCAUGCUGUCACCGCUGCCUGCAGCCAGGGCAACCUGAGCAACUGUGGCUGUGACAGGGAGAAGCAAGGCUACUACAACCAGGCAGAAGGCUGGAAGUGGGGAGGCUGCUCAGCCGAUGUGCGCUACGGCAUCGACUUUUCCCGACGCUUCGUAGAUGCUCGCGAGAUUAAAAAGAAUGCCAGGCGCCUCAUGAACCUCCACAACAAUGAGGCAGGCAGAAAGGUUCUGGAGGACCGCAUGAAGCUUGAAUGUAAGUGUCACGGUGUGUCGGGCUCGUGCACCACCAAAACCUGCUGGACCACUCUGCCCAAGUUCCGUGAGGUGGGCCACCUGCUCAAGGAGAAAUACAACGCAGCCGUGCAGGUGGAGGUGGUGCGCGCCAGCCGCCUGCGCCAGCCCACCUUCUUGCGCAUCAAGCAACUGCGCAGCUACCAGAAGCCUAUGGAGACGGACCUGGUAUACAUCGAGAAGUCACCCAACUACUGUGAGGAGGACGCGGCCACGGGCAGCGUGGGCACGCAGGGCCGCCUGUGCAACCGCACCUCUCCCGGCGCCGACGGCUGUGACACCAUGUGCUGUGGCCGCGGCUACAACACGCACCAGUAUACCAAGGUGUGGCAGUGCAACUGCAAAUUCCACUGGUGUUGCUUUGUCAAGUGCAACACGUGCAGCGAGCGCACCGAGGUCUUCACCUGCAAGUGAGGCCGCGGUGCAGGCGCACAAGGCACCUGCCCAUCCCGCGGCCCUCGCCAUUUUGCACAUCCUUCUUUGCUUCCGGAGCUGCCAGCUGUGGGCACAGGAGGGUAGAAUUGGGGGUAGGGUACUGGGGUACUUCAGACUCCUUCCUACCUGCUUUGUCCCCUCCAGAGGCACAGCAGUGCCCUGACCUACCCGGCAUCCAAGGCCAACGCAUCAGUCUGGUACCCAAUGGAGACAAAUUCCUUUACUUCUCUUCGGGAAACUGGACCUCAAAGUGACCACAAGACUCUGAGCAUCACCUCCCUGCCUGGUGGCUGGACAGAGAAAGGCCACACCCACCAGUCACACUCAAAACUGUUUCCUGAGCUGUGUCCUGCUGGCCCCUGGCAGUGUGGAUGGAUGUUGACAAAAUUAUUUAUGUUUUC